GCAAUUACGUAUCUGUAAUAUGGUCAUUAUCUACAUUCCAGUGAACAUACUGCGCCAAUCUAGAAACUGUAUUAUAACCUCAAUUGACUUCGUUUGAACAUCAUUUACUUUUGUAUCCUACCAUAUAAAUUCAAAAUUAGUUUGUUUUGCGACUAAACCAGUUUCGAUACUGUUAGACGUCAAUGACAUCGAUAAAAGAUAACUAGAGUCAAAUGUUCGGACUAUCUACCAGCUAAGCUGUGUUUAUACUUAGUGAUGAAUGAUAGUCGCACAUACUUGUGGCCGUAAUUAAAAACAGUUGUUUUCUGAGUUAAUGAAAGUACACACAGUGCGUAUUUGUGCUUCUUAUUUUAUAUUUAAAUUAACAAUAUGUUUUCAUAUAAAGUUAGUACAUUAACAACGAUGACAUUUUUUAUUUUUAUGAAUGUCCACUGUUAUUCAAGUAACAUUUCUUUACCCGAGGAACGGUAUUUGUUUGAUUUUACCAAAAGUGAUGACGUGGAAAAUUGGCAAGAACAAUCAGAUACAGUUCGAAAUGUUGGAAUGUCGAAAGCUUUGCUCGCUUUACAUCAAAAUACUCAGUACAGACGUGCCAUAUUUUUUGCAUUAUUAAAUCCACAAUUAAACGGCGCGGGAUUUGCGGGCAUAAGGGCGAUCAAAACAUACAAUCUCACUGGGUACACAAAACUACAGAUCAAAUGCAGAGGCCAAGGGCAAUAUAAUGGAUUUAAAGUUGUUUUGCGACACAAAGGACUAAAUGAUGAACCAAACUAUUCAUAUGAACAAUACUUCCAGGCUCCCAAAGAUGAAUUCGCAAUCCGAACUUUACCUUUUUCUGAAUUCAAAGCUUACUAUAGAGGCAAAAGGAACAACAAUAGCGAACCCUUAGAUAUAUCCCAAAUAACGAGUAUAGGCCUUCAGAUGUAUGGUGGAGUGUACCAGCCAAUUAAACAAAAAGGACCGGCGACAUUAGAAAUCGAUUGGAUCAGAGCUGUAUAAAACAUA
This is a messenger RNA of Papilio machaon (common yellow swallowtail), 1005 nucleotides long. RefSeq lists its product as uncharacterized. The transcript has 3 exons. The record is from RefSeq and is a predicted model, not a curated record. Lineage: Eukaryota; Metazoa; Arthropoda; Insecta; Lepidoptera; Papilionidae. Gene Ontology annotation, biological process: NADH dehydrogenase complex assembly. The coding region runs from base 370 to 999 and encodes 209 amino acids.